Messenger RNA from Aspergillus bombycis, 1047 nucleotides. RefSeq names its product E3 ubiquitin-protein ligase. Gene Ontology annotation, biological process: protein polyubiquitination; positive regulation of proteasomal ubiquitin-dependent protein catabolic process; ubiquitin-dependent protein catabolic process. The record is from RefSeq and is a predicted model, not a curated record. Gene Ontology annotation, molecular function: zinc ion binding; ubiquitin conjugating enzyme binding; ubiquitin protein ligase activity. The transcript has a single exon. Gene Ontology annotation, cellular component: cytoplasm; ubiquitin ligase complex. Lineage: Eukaryota; Fungi; Ascomycota; Eurotiomycetes; Eurotiales; Aspergillaceae. Bases 1 to 1047 code for a protein of 348 amino acids.
AUGACAGGAGAACACGAUAUAGAGCCGCCUCAGGCAAACACAAAUUAUACAAUUGUCGCUCUUCUACAGCAAAUUGAGGAGAUCGACCUGUUCCGUGACAAACAAAAAGGAAAGGGUCGAGCUGAUGAGCUGUUGGACAUUGAUAUAGCCAUGGCCGCGUUUCGCGAUGAGGUGCAAAUACACAUAGGUGUCUCGAAUGAUCUUAAGCUUACUCAAAGUAUGGGUAAUGCUGUGUAUAUGGACGGCCCCGCGAUCGCAGGCAUCACGCAAGGAGAGGUACAAGCCCAGCGCGAUCGACAAAUGGCAAUGGCAAUGAGCGCCGAUGAUCCGGAACGUCAGAACCCUCCGCAGAGGAAUUUGCACAGCCAGUCCCAUCCUUUACACCUACCUCGGGGCUUCAAUGAAGAGGGUGAUGUGGAUCGUGGUUCUGAUGAAGACAAAGGUGGUCCGUCGAAAACAUAUGCGGAGCGCCAGGAGGAAGCGAUGGAGAAGCUAACACGACAAAAGCAACAAUGCUGUACCUGUUUCGAUAGCUUUCAAUUAAGCGACAUAGUUCGCUUGGAGUGUAAUGACCUCUACUGCACUGAUUGUUUUAAGAGCCUUUUCAUGAGAGCGACUAAAGAUGAGCAACUGUUUCCUCCCAGAUGCUGCCGCCAGCAUAUUCCCAUAUCGCUCAUCGCGGAAGAAAUGACUACUAAAGAAAGGGAUUCAUUUCAGACAGCAACAGUUGAAUUCGCUACGAUCAGCAGAACCUACUGCAGCAACACUGACUGUGGCAGGUUUAUAGUCCCGAAUAACAUAUUAGCCCAUCAGGCGAAGUGCGAGUACUGCGGCUCCUCAACCUGCACAAUGUGCAAAAAUACGUUUCACAAUGAUGAUUGCCCAGAAGACAUCGCUGUUCAGGAAACAAUGGAACUUGCUAGAAGCCAAGGGUGGCAGCGUUGCGUCUCCUGUAACGCGAUGGUUGAACUGACAAUAGGUUGCUACCACAUGACGUAUGAUUUAUUUCAAUCCUGGGCUCUUGUAUCCUUCUUGCAGCAGUGCUGA